Messenger RNA from Caenorhabditis angaria, 410 nucleotides. NCBI's taxonomy places the organism in Eukaryota, Metazoa, Nematoda, Chromadorea, Rhabditida, Rhabditidae. The record is from the annotation of a GenBank genome assembly.
AUGACUUCGCGCACCGCUCCAAGUUUCGACGAAAUUUCUCAAUGUAGGUUUGAUUAAAUUAUAAUGGAAUAAGUAGUAAAUUAGAUAUUGAUCGUCUGCGCGAAGAACGCCGUCUCACGGAAAGUUCGAUCCGUCGACUAGAAGCUGAUAAAGCUCAAAUCGACGACAAGAUUGACGAAUUAAAGCAAAAACGAGAUGGGGUUGAUGCAAGACUUCAAAAUGAAAAAGAACGAGCUGAAAGGCAAGAUCGCGGUUUGAGAGAGGUGAAUAUCUUUUGAACAAUGCCAAUAUAUACAAAACAAUUUUAAUUAUAGGCGGAAGCAACAUAUUCAAAACUAAUCGAAUCUCAAAAAUCGCUGGCCGAUUUUGUAAGAAAAGAAUAUCAGGACACAAAAAGAUCAUCAAAAUAA